Molecule: messenger RNA, 1985 nt
Organism: Paramecium sonneborni
Lineage: Eukaryota; Ciliophora; Oligohymenophorea; Peniculida; Parameciidae
Source: the annotation of a GenBank genome assembly
AUGUCAAAAAAGAAGUUGGAUCGUUUGGAUGCUGGCUAAUGUUCUACUGAUCGUAGUCAUCAUAAAAAUAAUAACAGCACUGAUCUGAAUUUUGUAUAAUAUUGAUAUUCUAUUAUUGUAGACUCUUCAUUAGAGAUUGAAUAGCAAUGUUGAUGAGUAACUACAAUCAAAAAUUAUACUCUUUUCUAAAUUCAAAUAAAAAGAAAUCAAUAUUGUUAAUGAUUCUAUAUAAGGAAUGGCUAAAACAUUAUCUAAAGUCUCAUUCAAUGAAAUUCAGCAUAAUUAAUUAUAAAGAGAAUAUGAGAAAAUAAAAACAGAAUUAGCUUAAUUUAGAGCAUAAUAAAUUAAAUUAUAUUCCACUAUCACUCAAUUACAAAAGGAUAAUUAAAUACUUAUAGAAAAAUUAAAGUUUUAUGAUGAAGAAAAACUUAAUUUAUAAAGAAGAUUAUAAAUUGAAUAAAAGUAAAAUGAAGAAUUAAAUAAAAAACUUAAAAGAUCUGAACAAAGAAUUUAAAUUAUAUUAGAAUCUAAUAUAAUCUUCUAAAAAGAUUAAAUUAAAAUGACACUUUUAGAUACUCUACAUGAAAAUGAACAAUAUAAAAUGGAAGCUAUAUCAAAAUAAAAGGAUUUAUAAAAGUAUUAAUUUAUUAAUCUUAGACUCUAAAUUAAUAAUAAUAAUCUUAAUCAUAAAUUAAAUAGACUUACUAAUAGAAUUGUUUCAGUUUAGAGACAUUAAACAGAAUCUGAAUUUAUUGAUCAAGAUAAAAUGGUUAUAACUUUUACAGAUAUUCCAACCAAUUUUAUAUUUAGACACAUCUUUUAAAAUAUUGAAUGUAAAUAAUUUAUUUCUACAUCUCUUGAAUAAACACCUGAAUAAUUUGGUUCACAUUUUAAUCUUAUACCUUAGGAUUAAAAGAGAAUACAUUUAAUUUGGCUAUUUAAUCAUAUGGUUAAUUAUCGUGAAUUCAGUUAACAACAUAAUAAUUUUAUAAUUAAAUUAACUGAAUUAAUUAUCAUUAAGUAUUUUUAAAUUGUUAAAUUAACAUUAGAAAUUAUUCAGAUUUAUAUUCAUUUAUAUAAAACUUAAGUUAAUUCUUAAAAGUAUAAAGAAUAACACUUUGGCUUAGAGAUUAUUGGACUGGUUUUUUUGAAACAGUGUAAGAAGGUCAAUCAUAAAAAAUAAUUUGUUCAAAAGGAGCAUUCAAAGAUUGUUUAGAAUAAAAAGAAGCUGUAAAUAGUAAUUUAAUUAUAUUAUAUGAAUAGAACUCACUGCUUAAAGACAUCUAUUAUAUUAAGAUAGUAAAGGAGAUGAUUUUUAUUAGGAAAAUACUUAUCUAUAUCCUUUAAAUACAGAAACUGUGUUACCUGCUGGUCUUUUAGAAGUAUAUUAACCUACAUAAAAUAACUCUUAUUCAGAUGUCUAAUACUUUAUUUCUCUUUUAGGUACUUUUGUUAAAAUUGUUGUAUCUAAAAUUGAAAAUGAUAUUGUUAUCUAAGAUUUAUGCAAAUAAAAAGAUAUUCUUCUAACUUAGUUUUUAUGUUUAAUGAAAGCUGAUAAUAAAUUGCAAUUUACCAAUUUAGUAAAAUAAAUGCAAUCUAAAUUAUUACAAAUAUCUACCUGUGAAAUUAUAUUUAUUGAAAAUAAUUAGAUGUUUAAAUAUGGUCACCAAGGUUUAUAAUCAAUUAAUUGUAUUGCUGGAGUCUGUGGUCUUAUUGCUUAAGAGAAAAAACCUGCUUUCUUCUCUAACCUUACUAAAUAAGUACAUUUUAAUUAAUUAAUUGACAUGUAUACACUUGCUCCAGUAUAUAUUUAUCCUAUCUUAAAUAAUGAUCAAUGUUAGGCUGUUAUUGAAUUAACUUUGACUAAUAAAUAAAUUGAUCGUCAUCGCUUUAGAGAUCCAUUAACCAGUUUAAAUUAAUAAUCUAAUUAAGCUAGAAUUUUCUGUGAAUGUGUAUAAACAGCAUAUCUAUGCAAAUUUUAUUGA